AUGACAGCUGUCCCAAAUAUGAAUCUCGAAUGUUUCAAAUACCCGCUUGCACAUUAUGUGGCUAUUAAUUUUAAAGCAAUAAUAGAAUCGUUCUCUUGCAUAGUUAUACUUAAAAAAACGGAUUGCACAAAUCAACUUCUUGGGCCGCUAUCAUCUACAGCUUUACUUGCAUUGUGCCCCCCCCAUCGUCACAGUGGCGUGUAA
Messenger RNA from Plasmopara halstedii, 204 nucleotides. RefSeq lists its product as uncharacterized. Lineage: Eukaryota; Oomycota; Peronosporomycetes; Peronosporales; Peronosporaceae. The record is from RefSeq and is a predicted model, not a curated record. Bases 1 to 204 code for a protein of 67 amino acids. The transcript has 2 exons.